Papaver somniferum (opium poppy) is the source of this 3209-nucleotide messenger RNA. RefSeq names its product pentatricopeptide repeat-containing protein At1g19720-like. The record is from RefSeq and is a predicted model, not a curated record. Gene Ontology annotation, biological process: RNA modification. Bases 51 to 2735 code for a protein of 894 amino acids. Lineage: Eukaryota; Viridiplantae; Streptophyta; Magnoliopsida; Ranunculales; Papaveraceae. The transcript has a single exon. Gene Ontology annotation, molecular function: protein binding; RNA binding; zinc ion binding.
UAUUACCUCAAGACUGAUAACACAGAAAGAAGGAAAGAAAGUCUCAAAAUAUGGAAAAUUCAAUCAUUUCCUGUCAAUCAAAACCUCACCUAAUAGAAUUCUUGAAGCAACAACUACCCACUUCAAAUUCAGUUAAACCCAUUAUACCAAAAAGAACCAUUAAAUUUGGUUCAGGAACAACCCAGAAAAUCACAGAACUAGACAUAAACAAUCUAUGCAGAAAUGGGAAGCUAAGAGAAGCUGUAACGGCGUUAGACUCUAUAACAAAAAAUGGGUUUAAGGUAAGACCCAAUACUUACAUUUCUUUAUUACAAUCUUGUAUUGAUACUGAUUCCAUUGAAUUUGGUCGUAAAGUUCAUAAUUUGAUUGCUGAAGUAAACCCAUUUGUUGAGACUAAACUUAUCAGUAUGUAUGCGAAAUGCGGUAGUUUAAAUGAUGCUAGACAUGUGUUUGAUGAAAUGUGUGAGAGAAAGAAUUUGUUUGCUUGGUCUGCCAUGAUUGGUGGGUACACCAGAGAGCAAAGAUGGAGGGAGAUAAUCGCUCUUUUCUUUUUGAUGAUGGAUGAAGGAAGUUGUUUUCCAGAUGAAUAUAUGUUGCCGAAGAUUUUACAAGCGUGUGCGAAUUUGGGUGACGUUGAGACUGGUAGAUUGAUACAUUCAUUGGUUGUUAGGACUGGGAUGGAUUUGUGUGUUCAUGUAAAUAAUUCUAUAUUAACUAUGUAUACAAAAUGUGGGAAGUUGGUGUCGGCUAGACGGUUUCUUGAGAAUAUGGAUGACAAGGAUUUGAUUACGUGGAAUUCGAUUAUUUCGGGGUAUUGUCAGAACGGGAUGAAUGAAGAAGCAUUGGGGUUGUUUGAGAGAAUGAGUGCGGAAGGUAUUGUACCGGGUUUAGUAUCUUGGAAUAUAUUGAUUGCUAGUUAUAAUCAAUCUGGGAAAUGUGAUCAAGCGAUGGAACUGAUGGAGAAAAUGAAUGAAAAUGGGCUUUCUCCUGAUGUCUUUACUUGGACGUCUAUGAUUUCGGGUUUUGCUCAGAAUAAUAGAACAAACCAAGCUUUAGAACUUUUCAGAGAAAUGUUGGUCUCUGGGGUUGAACCGAAUGGAGUUACUGUUGCAAGUGCAGUCUCUGCUUGUGCUUCAUUGAAAUCUUUGAAGAAGGGCAAGGAGCUUCAUUCGGUUGAGGUUAAGAUAGGUUCCCUGGCUGAUGUACUAAUGAAGAAUUCUCUAAUCGAUAUGUACUCCAAGUGUGGGAAACUUGAAGAUGCUCGGCGUAUUUUUGAUAUGAUGGUGGAGAGAGAUGUUUUUACAUGGAAUUCCAUGAUUGGAGGGUAUGCCCAAGCUGGAUAUUGCGGCCAAGCUUAUGAUCUCUUCACUAGGAUGCGGGUUUCAGGUGUUAAGCCAAAUGUAGUAACAUGGAAUUUGAUGAUCUCGGGCCAUAUACUAAAUGGAGAUGAAGAUCAAGCCAUGGAUCUCUUCCGGACGAUGGAAACUGAAGGGAUUAUCAAGCGGAAUACAGCAUCAUGGAAUUCACUAAUUUCGGGUUCACUCCACCAUGGGCAAAAAGAUAAGGCCUUACGGAUAUUUCGUCAGAUGCAAGCUUUUCGUGCAAGACCCAAUUCCAUUACCAUGUUGAGCAUUUUACCGGCAUGUGCAGAUCUGCUUUCAACGAGAAAGUUAAAGGAGGUCCAUGGUUGUGCUGUUCGUGAAAGUUUAGACACUGAGCUACCAGUGGCAAACUCUCUUAUAGACACCUAUGCCAAGUCUGGGGACAUGAUCUCUUCAAGAGCCAUAUUUGAUGAUAUGUUUUCGAGAGAUACUAUUUCUUGGAACACCCUAAUUGCUGGUUACAUUUUACACGGUCAUCAUCAUAUCGCGAUAGAUCUAUUUCACAUGAUGAGAGCAGAAGGUAUCAAACCUAAUAAGGGAACCUUUUCAUAUAUUAUUUUGGCUUACAGUGUCUUGGGAAUGGUGGAUGAAGGAAAGCAAAUCUUCUCCAGUAUGACGAAAGAUUAUCAGAUUUCACCUGGUUUAGAACAUUAUAACGCCAUGGUGGAGUUGUUUGGUCGAUCAGGUAGGCUUGGGGAAGUGACUGAGUUCAUUGAGGAUAUGGCAAUAGAAUCUCACCCUUCCAUUUGGUCUUCUUUGCUAAAGGCCUCGAGGGUUCAUGGAAAUGUCGGGUUGGCGAUCCGAGCAGCAGAAAAUUUAGUCAAAUUGGAACAGAGAAAUACCAUAACUCACAAGCUAUUGUUACAGUUAUAUGAAUUAAGUGGCAGCUGCGAAGAUGCUUCAAUGAUGAGAACGCUUGAGAGAAGAAGUGAGGCAUUAAACACUCUCGGAUAUAGCUGGAUCAAUGUUAACAACAAGGUACAAACUUUUGUCACAGACGAUAAAUCGAUGCCAGAUGCAGAUGUGCUAUAUGCUUGUCUGGAUAAGAUUAAAGAAGAAGUUAGGCUAUCUAUGCCUGAUUCUCACGAGCAUACCCACCUUAACAUCCAGGAGGAAGAUACAGAAAAGAUUGCUGGAAUUCACAGCGAGAAAUUAGCAAUUGGUUUUGCCCUCAUCAGUUCUUCUAAUGCAGCUCGAAGUAUACGGAUCGUCAAGAACCUUAGAGUUUGUAGUGAUUGCCAUAAGACAGCCAAGUUUAUCUCUUUGAGAUAUGGAUGUGAAAUUUAUCUGAAUGACCCCAAAUGUCUUCACCAUUUCAAAGACGGGUUUUGUUCUUGUAAAGAUUACUGGUAAAGCGUGCAUAGACGAAGAAUGGGUAAGUCAGAAGUAAUUAGUUUGAAAUUGAUCACAGGCGGCACCGUUCGAAGGCAUUCAAACGAUUUGUCAAGGAAGGUGUUCAGCGACUUAUACAUAUGCCAAAGAAGUGAAAACUAAAGCAGUUCUGUGUGGUUCAGCAUGUAUACAAGCAAACUUGAUACAUUACUAUCGACAUUACAAGGUAUAGUAAAAAAAUACAUUGUCCAAGCUUCAGCUUCGUUCAACCUAAAACUAGUCAAGUGUUUCUCCAUAGAAGAGCCUUCUAUAGAUUACUUGUAAGGAGUUUUUGUGCCUUGAGGGUAACCCUUGUCAAACAUUGUAUAGGACUAUCCAAUCCUUGUAAUUUUGUGUUCUGUCUACCUCCUGACGUUCAUGGUUCACAUAUUUCUUUUUCAAUCUCUUUGGUUUAAAAGGAGUGCCCACAGUUGGAUCUCAGCUCCACUAUGGACA